CCGCACACGCGCAGGGGGCGCCGGCGGCAAAGGCCGGCAGCGGAGGCCGCUGUGCGGGCCGCGGCGGCGCCGCCAGAGGCCACGCAGCAGGCAGCAGCGGCGGCGGCUGCGGACGCGCUGGCCGCGCCAGCGGCGCCGCAGGCCACGCAACAGGCGGCAGGGGCGGAGGCGGCGGCGGACGCGCUGGCCGCGGCCGUGCCGGCCCCGCCCGCGGCGGCCGCGCCGCUGGCGGCCGCACUGCAGGCGGCGGAGGCGGAGGCGCCCGCGGAGGAGGAGCCGCUGGCCGGCUCCCCAGGUGCCGACGACGCGCCGCUGGCGGCCAGGCUGCUCGAGGAGCAGCCGGUCGGCUCCGAGCAGGUUGCCGCCGCCGACGGCUCCUCGCGGUCGCCGGCUUCCGCGCCAGCUGAGGAGCGGUCGCCCACGGACGCGCGCGACGAGCCGGUGUCCGGCUGCGAGCGGCCGGCGGCGCCCGCGGCGGCCGCACCGGAGGAGGCUGCCGCUGGCUGCGAGAGCCCGGGGCGGCGGCGGUUCCGGGAGCGCCGGGAGGCCGCGUCCCGUAUCCAGCUGGCCGUGGAGCACCGCUGCAGGCUGGACGCGGAGAGGCACCGCAGGUCGCGCUCCGAAGGCGAGCCGCGGGCCGCCCGCCGCCCGCCGCCCGCCGCGAGGGCCUCGGCAGGACACCAGCGCGGCGCCCCCCGACCGGAGCGCGCCGUGGGAGGAGGUACACCUCGAGGAGGCCGGCGCCGCUGCGCCGCUGGAGGAGGUGCCCCUCGAGGAGGCCGGCGCCGCUGCGGCGCUGGAGGAGGAGGAGGAGGAGGAAGCCCCCCUGGAGGAGGCCAGCGGAGCGGCCGCCGCACCGCAGGGGGAGGAGGGCGCCGCCGUGGGCGAGGAGACCACGGCCGCCGCGCCGCGGGGGGAAGAGGGCGCCGUGGACGAGGAGGCCGCGGCAGACGCGCCGCGGGGGGAAGAGGGCGCCGUGGACGAGGAGGCCGCAGCAGACGCGCCGCGGGGGGAAGAGGGCGCCGUGGACGAGGAGGCCGCGGCUGCCUCGGGGGAGGAGGCGGCGGCGCCGCCGCCCCCGCCGCUGGGGCCGCCCAGGCACCCGUUGCGGCGCUCGCGGGCCCCCAAGCUGAGGAAGCUCAGCGCCAGCUUCGGCGCGGCAGCUGCUGCCGGUGCCACCAGCGGCCCAGCAGGAAGCCCAGAGCCGCCGCGGAGAUCUCGCGCCGCUCCGGCGACGCCGCGGAGGUGCUUCGCCGCCCGCAGCCUCAGCCCCCCGCCUUCGGUACGACGUAACGCCGCGCAGGAGACCUGCAGCAUCUGCUGCGAGGACCUUGCUCCGGACAGCGCAGUGCAGCUCAAGUGCAGCCACGGCUGGUACUGCUUGCAGUGCGUAUCCAGGUACGCAGAGUCUCGGCUGGAGGCGGGCGCGUCGACGGUGCCCUGCCCCGUGUGCAGCACGCACGUCGCCGAGCACGUCCUGAAGCAGAUCUUGCCCGCCGCAAUCAUGGAGCGCCUCCUCCAGCGAGGUCUGGAGCAGGCCGUGUCCUCGGCCGCGGACCUGCGCGCGUGCCCCACCCCGGACUGCCCCAUGCGCGUGGCGCUGGAGGAGGGCGGACCGCCGCGCCUCAGGUGCCCUCUCUGCCGCAAGACGUCGUGCCUGCGCUGCGGGGCCCAGCCGUACCACUCCCGGCUGACCUGCGAGAAGUAUGCCGAGCGCAUCAAGAAACG
Messenger RNA from Prorocentrum cordatum, 1728 nucleotides. NCBI's taxonomy places the organism in Eukaryota, Dinophyceae, Prorocentrales, Prorocentraceae. The record is from the annotation of a GenBank genome assembly.